Messenger RNA from Desarmillaria tabescens, 659 nucleotides. RefSeq lists its product as uncharacterized. Bases 345 to 581 code for a protein of 78 amino acids. Lineage: Eukaryota; Fungi; Basidiomycota; Agaricomycetes; Agaricales; Physalacriaceae. The transcript is spliced from 3 exons. The record is from RefSeq and is a predicted model, not a curated record. Gene Ontology annotation, biological process: mitochondrial electron transport, cytochrome c to oxygen.
ACCCUGCAAUGAUCUCAUAUUUGUAUGCAAGGCGGAGUCUGGAUGUCGAGGCUAGAUGAUUUGUCUCUGCAUUCCUCGGAACCCUAUCCACUUAUGGUGCUCGGAUCUCGUUCCCCGCAUUAUUUAAAUAUUGUUCCAUCUGAUUGAGACAAUUAUUUAUGAAUCAUUAACCGAGAUGUUCUGCAUAUGACGACGGCUGUAUCGCACUCGACUUCGUCUAGACAACUGCAUCCCGUUGAGAUAUCAAUUCCAGAAUCUGUCUCGAGCAUUCACCGACUGAUGUAUCCUAACCCGGUUUUUUCCUCGUACCCUGCCUUGGAGCCCCCUCGAUUCAAAGCACCCUGAUGUCUAGCAGCGCUCUCUUCUCUCGUAUCGGUACUACUUCCGCACAAGUCCUUCGCUCCUCUCGCGGUCCCCUUCAGCGCCGCUUUAUCUGGAAUCCUCAAUAUGUGCAUCCACAUACACACGUCGAUCACGUACCGUUCAAUUAUCUGAACAAGAAGUCAUUCACCAUCAAGUACUGGUCGUGUCUCGGUGCAGGCUUUGCUGUGCCCUGGAUUGCCGUUGCCUGGCGAUGGUGAGCCAACAGUCAAUAUGCUGACGGUCAAAUCUAACCCAGACCGUCCUUCUUUCAAAGGUAUAGACCAGGAGGCAUCAAA